This is a messenger RNA of Fusarium redolens, 193 nucleotides long. RefSeq lists its product as uncharacterized. The annotation marks the transcript as partial. The record is from RefSeq and is a predicted model, not a curated record. Lineage: Eukaryota; Fungi; Ascomycota; Sordariomycetes; Hypocreales; Nectriaceae. The transcript has a single exon.
AGAAGAGGCUACAUCGGCCACCAAAGACGACGUCGACAGCGCGAGCCUGCCAGUUCCCGAUUAUUCGGAUGCACCAGCAGCUACAAUGGGGCUUACCACGCGAACCCGAAGCUACAACACACGGAAGAAUGGUGGAGCCCGUCAGAAGGUGGCGCCAUCGAUAGGCCCAUCCGUAAGCGAGGGUGAUAGCUCG